Molecule: messenger RNA, 1527 nt
Organism: Jatropha curcas
Lineage: Eukaryota; Viridiplantae; Streptophyta; Magnoliopsida; Malpighiales; Euphorbiaceae
Product: Prefoldin chaperone subunit family protein
Biological process (GO): negative regulation of phosphatase activity; negative regulation of transcription by RNA polymerase II
Molecular function (GO): chromatin binding; phosphatase inhibitor activity; transcription corepressor activity
Source: RefSeq, a predicted model, not a curated record
ACUCUGCCGCAGUUAAACCCCUUUCCGUCUUCACCCUCUCAAAACUUCACUGCCAGCGAAAGUACUCCUCUCUGCAAAGCAACAAUGGAGGAGCAAACUAAAGGGACAGUUACUUCAUUAUCGUCGAUGUUUCCCGUCGACGAAGCACAGAAAGCGGCGAAGCGCGUGGAGGACACAGUUGCAGAGAAGCAGAAAGAGCUCGACGACCUCAAAGAAUUCAUCGCUGAUAAUACUAAUCUCAUUAACCUCGUUUCUCGCCUUCCCGAUGAACUUCACCAUGACGUCAUGGUUCCAUUUGGAAAAGCAGCGUUCUUUCCUGGUCGAUUAGUACACACUAAUGAGUUCAUGGUUCUUCUAGGAGAAGGUUACUACGUAGAAAGAACAGCAAAGCAAACCGUGGAGAUUUUGAAAAGAAGAGGGAAGGUUUUGGAUUCACAAGUUGAAUCUCUUAAGGCUAAUAUAAAGGAUCUUAGAGCUGAGGCUUCAUUUUUUGAUUUUACUGCUUAUGAGGCAGCGGAGGGUCUUGUGGAGAUUAGGGAGGAUUAUGUGGAGGAAAGUUCUGGUAAAGGAAAAUCUAAAUCAGAGAAAAAUGACGACAAAGUUGUGGUUGACAACGAUGAAUUUGCUCGUAUAAUGUCCAGGUUGGAUGAACUUGAGAAAGAAGAACUUGCGGUUGAAGGUGAUAAUGAGAACGAUGUAGAUGAAUACACCAGAACUGCUGAAAGUGACAAUGAGAGUGAUGAAGAUCAGCUCAAUAAUACUGUUGAAUCUGAUGAUGAGUGUCAUGAAGAUGAGCAUACUGAUAUGCCAAAGAGGGGUAAUGGCAAUUAUGGAUACGAGCCAAAGGAAGCUAAGCUUAAUCAUUUUACAUCUCAGAAUUUUUUUGAGAUGAGGAAACCACAAAAACAAACUAAAGUUGGAAAUGUACCUGUUCAAGCAUUAUCAAAUAUGUAUGACCGUCAAUUAGAUAUUAAUGAUAAGCCAGACUGCACAGGUUUGACAGUACAGUCUCUAUCCAAAGUUGUAUCUUCAGAUCAUAAGUCAGAUAGCAAACCAUUGAGUGAGACAAAGGAGUCUAUUCCUUCUGAAAAAUCUCUACUGUUUCCUGAGGUGAAGGAGAAAGUCAAAACAGUAUCAUCAACGAGAAAUGAGACACCUGAACGGACUCCAAAACAAGGAUUUGACAGUUCCAAGGCUUUUACGGGUUCAAUUGUGGAACGAACUGUUGACCUUCCAAAUUCACAACAAAAAACUGUUGCAUCAUCAGAGUCAUCCAAUCCCCAACCUUCAAAGCCAGUCUCUCGAUUCAAAAUGCAGAGAAGAUAGCUCUCAGUAAUGUCAAAGUACAUGCGAAAGUAGAAAAGCUGGACCUAUUUGGAUGACUAAUAUGAACCAUGGUUGCUCAUGAACUGCACUGCUGAUAUAUUACUUAUGCUAUAAAUUUUCAUCCUGUAUCGGUAAUUGCAUAAAUUAGCCGAGCUUGUGAAUGACCUGAACGAAUGAAUGAAUGAAUAACCUUCUUGUUUC